Coniosporium apollinis CBS 100218 is the source of this 2805-nucleotide messenger RNA. RefSeq lists its product as uncharacterized. Bases 1 to 2805 code for a protein of 934 amino acids. NCBI's taxonomy places the organism in Eukaryota, Fungi, Ascomycota, Dothideomycetes. The record is from RefSeq and is a predicted model, not a curated record. The transcript has a single exon. Gene Ontology annotation, molecular function: protein binding.
AUGGAUUUCAUUUCGCUUGACGAGGUGGAGGCAACACUUCGAGAGCUCAAGAAACAGGUGGACCUAGCGCGAAUCGACAAGGAAUCGCCGUCGCUGAAGCAGGAUCUAGACAUUAAGUAUCAACGAACCCAAGUGCUUUACAAAGAAGGUCGCUUCAAAGAAGCUGAGACUCUCGAAACUCAACGGUUGCUUGUGUUAGUGGCUCUUCAUGGCUUCGCAGACAAACGGACCAUUGAGUCGAUGGACGCCCUCGGCUCGCUGCGAUUCAACGCAAAGGGAGAACUGGACGGUGGAGAUCUCCUCGAUACCGCCAUUGCACUGAGAAUCAAGACACAGGGAGCAAGCCACCCAGACACACUCGCAAGCCUUGCUAGUAUGGUCGCGAACCUCCACCAAUCGGGUCGAUCCUCAGAGGCAGUACAGCUCGGUCAACACGUCGUCGACAUGUGCAAAGCAAGCCUUGCGCCUUCCGACCCAGCGAGACUCAGAGCCAUGUCCAAUCUAGCCUCCGUAUAUACAUCCAAGGGUGAUCUUACCAAGGCCGAGGAGCUUCUCCUAGAGGUUCUGCGGAUCCGCGAGGAUACUCUCCCUUACGACGACCCAGACACCGUGAGAUCCAAGGUAAAUCUUUCGGGUGUCUACUUUGGACAAAAGAGAUGGAAAGACGCAGUCUUGUUGCUGGAACCUGUUCUAAGCAUUCGGCGGCGGACCAUGGGCGAUAGUCAUCCCAUGGCCAUGAGCAUAGCUCGACAGCUAGUAUACGCCUACUCACAGCUCAUGGGCCACACGGACAAUCUCACAAUCCAGCUCCUCAUCCUUAAUACUGCCAAGAAAACACACGGGGAGGAUCACGAGCAGACCCUCGACGCGUUACUGAGUCUGAUACCAACAUAUAUCCAAAGGCAAAUGUGGAAAGAGGCGAUAGAAACAACGGAGCAAGUUCUCGAGAAGCAGAAGAAGCGUCUUCCUGCAGAUGACCAAAUGGUCAUCGAUCUGAGCUCGCACUUGGAUACGUUAAUGCGAGAGUUUCCGAACCGUGAGUGCAAAGUUUCAGAUGUCUCGAACAUAAUAUAUCGCCCCUUGAGUCUCGAUUCCCGCCAGAUACGGAUAGCCUACAUCACGAAAGGGAGUCGCAGCGAUCCCCUGGAGGCGACUCUCCUACGAACUUCGCUGGACGCACUACCAUCGUACGAGGCUCUAUCGUAUGUGUGGGGAAAAGACCAGAGUGUCGGCAAAUUGACCCUGAAUGGUCACUGUAUUGAUAUCACGCCAAACCUUCAAGGCGCGUUGGUGCAACUUCGCUCAUCCAUCGAAGAUAGACUGAUCUGGAUUGACGCGAUUUGCAUCAACCAGGAAGAUCCAAAGGAGCGAAGCAAACAGGUGCGGCUGAUGAGAGAGAUCUAUUCCAAUGCGAGACGAGUCAUUAUGUGGCUUGGUGAAGAAGCCGAAGACACCAAAGCAGGAGUGGAGUUUCUCAAAGCACUAGAAGUGCAUCCGUCCCCGAAGGAACAUGCCGCGGAGGUUCUUAGGACGGCCCCAAGUGACCUCACUGCAAUGCUUAACGGCAUAGGCGAGCUAGUUUUGAAUCGACCAUACUGGAAUCGUCUCUGGAUCAUACAAGAGGUGAUGUGCGCCAAAGAUCUGGUAGUGCACUGCGGCUCAUUGACGGUUGGCUACGAGAUUCUGGAGAAAAUACACGACAUCAUUCUCGAAGCUAUUGGGGUACUAAUUCAAGAGAGACACCCUGCCACGCCGCGAUAUCUCCGAAUAGUGAACCAACUGUUGAGUGGCGGCGGUCGAUCGUCAUGGAGGGAGCACACUUCGACAGGCAUGCCUUUGGAGGAACUCCUAAGAUCUCAUUGGUCAUCAGAGUGCUCAGAUCCGAAAGACAGAAUUUACGCGUUGCUGGGCAUCUCCUCCCUCAGAAAGAGUACUCACCCCGGGCUGAAAGUAGACUACAGCCAGUCAACCAGCGAAGUCUACCGUGGAGCUACCAGGGCAAUCGUCGAGGAGACGGGGCGGCUGGACGUUCUUUGUUUGGUGACGGAAGCGGGGACACACGCAGUUACCAAGACCCACAGGGCGCGGCAGCCGUUUCUCCCCUCCUGGGUCCCGGAUUGGAACGUUCACAGAAGGACCGCCUUCUCCUUGAUCAGCACACACCCGCACUCCAAGGCAUCCGGGAACACAAAGGCGGAAUUUGGAUUCUCAGGUGACGGUACCCGCUUAAAUGUAACUGGGCUUGGUAUAUCCACGCUCGAGUACUGUGCCCAACGGUUUGAGAUGGCACAGAUGAGGCUGAGAGACAUUAUGAAGUUGUUUCUAGGCUGGCGAAAGUCAACAUUGGAUUAUUCCCGCCCAUGGCGUGGAGGUGGAGUCAACAGCUGGCUCAGAAAGUUUUAUUCAAUGCUAAAUACCAACAAACCUGAGGACACUUGGCCGGUGACUGAUGCCGACUGGUCCCGCUGGGAAUCAACAUCGCUUCUGCCUGGACCCGUUGACUCGGCGCUCUCCGAGCAGGAAAAGCAGUUUUUGCGGACUACAUACCAAUUCUGUGUGGGCAGGAGGCUCUUCUACUUCAAAGAUUCCGGGUCGAGCUCCCUGGGAGGCUUCAACAUUGGCCUGUGUCCAAAUGAAGCCACGGAGAGUGAUUUGCUCUGCGUGAUCCCGGGUUGUCCCAUGCCAAUUAUUUUGCACCCCGUGGACGAGCAUUUCCUCGUUGUCGGCGAAGCAUACGUCCCCGACUACAUGAUGGGCGAGGCCAUGGAAGGGAAGCCUCAGCUACAGAUAUUUACGCUUCAUUAG